AUGGACGUGUCUAAGAAUCUCCUCAGUCGUUCCAGGGCGAAGGUGACCUCUGCUUUCAGAAAGGUCAGCGCCACAGCCUCGCACUUACUCCACCGCCAGAACGCGCGAGCUCGCACUGCUACCCCUCGCCCAGGUGUGGUGCAGGACACCGCAUCAAUAGACAACUCAGGUGCUGACGCCGCCAUUCCAAUGCCCGAGCCUCGCACAACUGGUCCUCACCCCACCGCCGUCCAACCUUUGAGACAGUCGAUCUUGCGAUACGUCAGCACAAACUACAGCGACGGCUCAAGCAUUGCCGACGUUUCUUCGACUGACUCGGGUGCUUCUUCUCCCUUUGCUCCUAACGGGAACGAGGGUGGCGCCACUUCAGGACCAGGUCUAUACUAUAGAGAAUACACGGUGCUUGGAGAACGACGGGCUGCAGACAACUUUGCGCUAUGGCCCAUCGACUCCCCACUGACGGCGAUGAGUCAACCUCGCCUUCCCGACGCUGAGCCCGCCACGUCGGUGGUCGGUCAAUCAGCACGCACUCUCCGAUGUCGGUCUAUUCACAUUGGUUCUUCCCUUCGGCAGGUCUCCAAGCAUGAAUCCAAACCCAGUGUAUCAGACGAUGUCAAUGCCCAGAUCUUUGGACCAGUACAGACAGGCAAUGACGACUCGGAUCCACCAGCGACUCCUAACCCAGACGUUGCAUCUGCACCAAAGCUGUCUUUUUCCAGCGCCGGUGGUAGAUCUUCAGCCUCGUGGAGCCAUCGUACACCCUCAACUCCGGGGGACAGUUUCGUGGUUGGAGAUUCGAGCAUCCUACCUGAUCCCUUCGUCGAGCGACCAGCUCCAGCACGUGCAGCAGGGAGCCCACAACAAGACGCUCCUGUUGUUGCUAGCGCGAAGCCGUCACCAGCGGGCCGCUGGUCCGACUUUGACUCGGACGAAUUUUCUAGCAUGGGUAGCAAGCGUCUCGUGCGCGCUACCUCGAAGCAAUGGGAGCUCCGACAUGAGUCUCAGCGUCGUUGGUCCGACUUCGAGUCUGACGAAUUUUCGAGCAGUGACGGCAAACAUCUGGUCCAGGUUGGCCCGCAGCAAUGGGAGCUUCAGGCUGACAAUCGACUGCCUGAAGUACAGCAAGCAACACCGUCACAACUUCAGCCAGAGACCAUCAUGACAGAGCUUCAGCAGCCUGAAGCCUUCAACAUCAAUGACCCUGAGGGCUAUCAACCGGUGCAACCGGGCGCAUUGGCCGGCAACUGGUCUCUGCCCAGCAGCAUGACCAGUGAGCAACACCUACGGCAUACGGAGCGUGGCUUGUUCGCCGCCCAAAACGCACUCCCAGCGAUCCGCGGGUUGCGCUACGCUGUCGACCGUGCGGCCACGGACUUGCAGGCUUUGACCCUGGAGAACAAGGCCUUGGAACGGAUCGCGGCAGAGUACCAAUUCAAGACAACUCAGGUUCUGGAGCCGGAGCUGUUGAGAGCAUGGGAAGCGCUGCGUGAGCGCGACGCGGAGAUUGCUCGGUUACGAAGCAUCGUUGUCUCAAUUCAGGGCGUUCAGGCCCUGGAGAACAAUACUGCUGCAGACGCAAACGGUGAGUCUCAUUCCUCGAACUCGUUGUUAUUGGCGCCUGCCGAGUUCGCCUAUCAAGGCCACCAUCACUACCAUGCCACAGCUGCUGCCUCAGCCGCCAAUACUAAUCUACCAUCCUCGCAGAGUUCCCCAAAUCAUCAAGCUGUACGGACCCCGCCGAGACAGAUCUACGGUGAGCCCCAGCUCGAGUAUGACACAACUGCCGAGACUGAAUCCGGAUAUACUUCCGAGUCCGAGACGGAUGAUAUGUACAGCUCUUAG
Molecule: messenger RNA, 1842 nt
Organism: Capronia coronata CBS 617.96
Lineage: Eukaryota; Fungi; Ascomycota; Eurotiomycetes; Chaetothyriales; Herpotrichiellaceae
Exons: 1
Coding region: 1-1842 (613 amino acids)
Source: RefSeq, a predicted model, not a curated record